GACGACGACGACCACCCCCGCCUGCCCCCUGAGUUGGAGCGGCACAUCUUCCGCAUUGCUGCGUGUAACGACGCCCGGGAGGUGCCGAACCUCAUGCUCGUCGCUGGCCGCGUGAAAGAGUGGGUGGAGCACCUCGCCUGCCACACGAUGAUCGUGACCUCCUCCCUCUCCCACAUCGACUUCAUAUCGCAGACCAUCCGACAGAUCACCCGGCCAGGCUUCGACCGCCUAGCGCAGCGCAAGGGCACGGCGUUUCUGGCUGCCGCCGUCAAGAGUAUCCUUCUCUCGUACGAACUCAGUAAGGACGACAUCCGCGAAAUCCUGACGAUCUGCUCCGGUAUCGAAGAGUUCAUAAUUUAUUCCGGUGUGCGCGUCUACGGUGCUUUAGACCUGCUGCCCAAACUCCGCCGUCUGCGCUGCUCCAUCGGCCAGUUCUUCGACAUUUAUGAUCCCGACGUCGUGGCAGGGCUGUCUGCGCAGCCAUCGCUCGCGAACGUCACGCACUUGGAACUAUUCCUCGUCGGGCUCCAUGACGAACCAUUUCCGGUGUGGAUCCAGGCCCUCUCCCUCCCUGCGCUCACCCACUUCGCGACGUCUUCCCACGCCCUGAUCCUCGAAAAGUACCCCGACCUCAACGAGGCCGUCCUCGACGCGCUAACGGACCCCGAGCGGCCGUUCGCCAUCUUCGUUGUGGUCGACUAUAUGAUGCUCCUGCAGGACGAGUCGCCGCUGAAGCUCAAAUUGGACAAGAAGCUCUCCGCACACCCCGGCUUUGUGCACUUCUCCCACGGGCGCGGGGCGUGGGCGACCGACUGGAGCAACCACACACUCGGCGGGGACGACUUUUGGUCAUAUGCCGACGAGUUUGCGCGGAAGCGGAGAAGUGGAGAGCUACCUAAAGACAAAUUCGAACUGCUGGAUCCAAGCGCGAUACCCGAAGCUGAAGCCGAGGCCGAAGCUGAGGCCGAAGUUGAGGCUGAAGCUGAGGCAACAGAGGAGGAUGAUGAGGACGAAAUUCUUGUGGAAGAGAGCGAUACCGACCUAUAG
Molecule: messenger RNA, 1047 nt
Organism: Mycena indigotica
Lineage: Eukaryota; Fungi; Basidiomycota; Agaricomycetes; Agaricales; Mycenaceae
Product: Peptidylprolyl isomerase
Exons: 4
Coding region: 94-1047 (317 amino acids)
Source: RefSeq, a predicted model, not a curated record